Molecule: messenger RNA, 3274 nt
Organism: Cyprinodon tularosa
Lineage: Eukaryota; Metazoa; Chordata; Actinopteri; Cyprinodontiformes; Cyprinodontidae
Product: TCDD-inducible poly(ADP-ribose) polymerase
Exons: 7
Coding region: 323-2380 (685 amino acids)
Molecular function (GO): zinc ion binding; NAD+ poly-ADP-ribosyltransferase activity
Source: RefSeq, a predicted model, not a curated record
GAGCUGGGGCAGUCGGGCAGAGCGUCUCUCGCUGCGGCUCUGCUUACUUCUAUUGUCGGUUGGCUGCCCCUCUGCGCCUAUUUUCUCCCCUGUCCCGCACAAGGAUACAAAGAGAGCAGACGGUGGCAUGAGAGCAACGAAGAAAAGGGGGAGCCAGGGAUCUGGACUCGGAUACCGCUUCAUGUACUAGCUUGUUUUCUACGGACUGGAUCCGGAGCUUCGCCCGAUGUACACACUGGAUUUUGAUCCGCAAAGAGUGUCGCGAACGGGGGGAGAGGGUUGGAGUUUAUUGUGCAGGACUGUCCGGGUUUAGCAGGAGGACAUGGAUAAAACUUUGCACAUUCUCCAGAAAUCCGCAGACCAUGUGCCUGCUGGGAUCCCUCUGGAUGUGAGUCUGAAUAUGGACGAAGGAGAGGAUUUCACGGAACAACCGAUCGUGGGGCUUUCGGACAAAAUACCUCUGGUGAAACCUUAUUUUAGGAAAAAACAGAGAAAGUUGGACGCGAAAUCCAUCCAACGCGCCCUGGACCCGAUACUGAGUAGCUUGUUGAGCUCAGAUACUCUGGUGUCCGGGGAUGAGGUGUUUGUCCCCCGCAGUCAGCCUGGCAGGACUCCGGGCACUCUGUGCGCGGCGGCGGUGGUGAAGCAGAGCUGUGUGGGGCAAGUGUGCCUUAAAGACCCCGGAGCCGCAGAAGAUGCCAACCGGGACGUAGAUGUGGACAUAGCUGAUACUACUGCGGAGCUAGAGGAAACCGAGAGACCCCAGCUGAAAGGGAGCACAGAGACAAUCAGCCCCCCAGAAAGGGAUAUACCCCCCAUAGUCGCACCCCAGGCUCCCCAUCAGGAGGGGACCAUCUUAAAAAACAAAGACCUACUAACCUCUGGCACUAAAAGCGUCCCAGUGAAGGACUCCUCUACAACCCAGGACCCCCACUCCCAGCUCCUGCAGCCAGACAAAGGGGUCCUGUUUCAGAAUAAAAGCGAAGAGGCCUCCCUGGAUCUGGUGUUUGAGCUGCUCACUCAGCUCCAGUAUCACACGCACCAGUCGGACUCUGUAGACAUCUGUGUGGAUUUCCUCCAGGGACGGUGUGUUUUUGGGAACGACUGUGCCCACCACCACACCGUCUUGCCCUACCACUGGCAGAUCCGCAGGAGCAGCACCCAGACAUGGCAGAGCAUAGCAGACGAUGCCCAGGAGCAGCUGGAGAGACUGUACUGCAACCCAGACCAGGAGCAAGUCAGACUCAAAUAUCAGGGCCGGGUGUUUCUGCUGGAAUUUGCCACGAUGCGAGUGUGCGACCUGGAGUUCGACUGCGUCCGACGGCUGACCACCCCCCCUUGCCCUCUCCCCGUUCCUACGGCUAACCCAAACUCUGCCCCGAGUUGUCACACGGUGUGGAAGUACUACUGCAGAGACAACUUUGGCUGGAGGGAGUACUCUGAGCCGGUAGUGAAGCUCAUUGAGGAGGCAAGUUCGAGGGGUCUUAAGGAGGUCCGAUUCAUCACGCUGCAGAACCAGUAUAUCCUCAACAUCAAGGAGGGCUUCCAGCAGAACGCCGUCUUCGGCUUCAGACGACAGAUCAAGAAGCGACCCAUGUUUAUGUCGUCUGUGAUCCUCACUCCACACCUCCAGACUUUGGGCGCCCUUUCUUUACCCGCUCUCCCCUCCUCGUCGGCAACUGCAUCCACGCCCAUGGACGUCUCCGCGUCUCACCCCCUCUCUCCGACCUCCACCAACCCGCCAAGCCUUUUCCCAGAGACAUGGCUGCCAAUGACCAUGAGCCAGGAUUUCUUGCGGGUCCCUGUGUCCCGCGAAGACCGCAGCUACAGGACGGUGUACAGCCUGUUCCACAAGACGGUGUCGGAAACCAAGUUCAGGAUCAUCAAGAUCCAGCGGGUCCAGAACCCCUUCCUCUGGGAGAAAUAUAAGAGGAAGAAGGAGUACAUGUCACGCCGCAUGUCAGAGAUGGACCGGCUGCUGAGCGAGCGCCACCUCUUCCACGGCACCUCGGCCGACGUGGUGGAGGGCAUCUGCAAGCACAACUUUGACCCGCGGGUCUGCGGCAAGCACGCCACCAUGUUUGGCCAGGGCUCCUACUUCGCUCGCAGGGCCUUCUACUCCCACAACUUCUCCAAGCGCUCACCCAAAGGCAUCCACUGCAUGUUUCUGGCUAAAGUUCUCACUGGCAGGUACACCGUAGGAAACUCCUCCAUGCGCAGGCCUCCCCCCAUCAAUCCCCGGGACCCCUCCAGUGACCUUUAUGACUCCUGUGUGGACAACUGGGUGGACCCCCAGAUUUAUGUCAUUUUCAACGACGACCAGAGUUACCCUUAUUUUAUCAUUCACUACGAGGAGGUACCCAACACAGUCGCCAUUUAAGUCCUGCAUCAGAACCUUUGGUGUCUGUACCUGCCAAAGCUUGGAUUCGCGGUCUGCACGUUUUCCGUUAAGGUGACGGAUGGACUGGGGUUAUUACUACGUUAUAAAAGGACCCAUUAAAACCAAAACGGUCCAACCCUCCCCUCCGGAGUGACACGGUCCCACACCCCCCAUCUCAAAACAUCUGGAGAGCAGACUAAGAGAAGCUUGCAGAGGUCGGGCAAUUCAGGACGAUUGUCAACUGGAUUCAGUCGAACUGGACUGCGUUAGACCAGAUCGAAGUGGACCGAACUGGAUUAGCAGAGGACAGCCGGCGUCUGUGUUCAGACUGAGUGGACUUACCGCUACUAAUGAAUCAGGAUCCCAUGGAUGUUCAUUGCUGAGCCAAAGCAGAGUUGAUUUGUUUUUCUUGCUUUGGAGCAGAUGCAGAAUAGAAGAACUUUUCCAUUAUUAUUUAGGCUUAAUGUGUACGUGAACUUGUUCAGAGGACAAAACACUGUCGGAGACGGUUAAUAUCCUGCCUGUACUGUGAAUGACCAGCUAGUGAAAUUCUGACGUUAAAAAUCGGAACUCAGCCAAUCAGAGGCCUCCGUAGAGAAACCAUAGAUACUUUCAUCCAGCCUCCUACCCAUACAUGUUUUAUUUAAACUCUGUGCUGCGUGUUUGAACCUCUUAAGCUAGUGGACAUUGAUCUUGUGGCCUAUUCAUCCUGACAAUGGAGAUGAGUUUCACUGUAAACCUCCUGGAAGAGGAUUCCCAUCAAGCUGCUCCCAGUCACCCCCCCCUGCUGCACUCUGGUCCCUGUCUGCAGGUUGACUGCAGGGUGAUGCCUGGACUCUAAGCUGCUGCAGUUGGGCUGUGCUGUAGCUUUCUGUCAUCAAAUCAGCUAAAGCU